AUGAGAAGAGAUGCUUCAGAAAUCACAAUCUUGUCUCCCAAAGAAGCAGAAAUAUUACGAGAGAAAGUAAGAAUUGAGUGUGAAAACAAUCGGACCUUAGAAUUGAAAUCUCAAAUCUAUUCACAAACAGAAUACUGUCUCACAGAAUUUGACUCAGUUUCAUGUUGGCCAACAACGAAAGGCAGAGCCACUGCUAGAAUUCCUUGCCCAUCACAUGUACCAGGUGCUAAGAUUACUGGUACUGUCUAUCGCUUGUGUAAUACAACAGUUAAAACUGAAGAUUCAGAUGGGCAGUAUAAAAUAAUAUGGGAAUUCGGUCGCCCUAACUACAGUGAAUGUGUACAUAAAACAGACAUUGCAGCGAUUCAUUUACCUAUCAUACAAACAUCAGUAUUUUAUGGUUAUGCAAUAUCCAUGGUUUUACUACUCGUAGCUACAGGAAUAAUUUUACGAUUUCGACGGCUUAGAUGUACACGGAAUAAUUUACACUUGAACUUGUUCAGUGCAAUAUUACUGCGUUGUGUAUUACAUUUUAUAAAGCAUGCAGCAGAUGGUCAAGAUAUUGUCUGCAAAAUAUUUACCACACUUCAUGUUUUUACUGUGCAAGCGACAUAUACCUGGGUCCUUAUGGAAGCCCUUUAUCUACAUAAUAGUGUUCUAGUUCAUGUGAUGCAUGAAAGUAGAACAUCGUUUGCUGUCUACGCUUCUAUUGGAUGGACUCUUCCAACUUUAGUAGUUAUCACAUGGAUAUUGCUAAGAUUAUAUGUUACAACAGGCGAUCAGUGUUGGGAUUUGGACAGUGAUCCAGGCAGCCCUAGCAGAAUACUUUUAAUCGUAUAUCCAAAUGUUAUCAUGUUGUUCAAUUUGGCAUUUUUUGUCAAUUUGUUGCGAGUAAUAUUCAACAAGACUCAAUCUCAACCGAUGAGUGAGGCAAAACGCUUAAGAACAUUACUCAAAUCGACGUCUGUAUUGGUCCUGGUUUUCGGCUUGUAUCAAUUAUUUUUAUUACCAUUAAAUUUCAUGCGUAUUAAUCCGGAAUCCAAUGGAUCUAGCUUACUAGAAAUUAUUAAACUAUACUAUGAGCAAAUAAUGGAAGCCUUUCAGGGUUCAUUUGUUGCGAUCGUCCUUUGCUUUAUAAACAAAGAGGUCAUAAGUGAAUUCAAACGUCUGUAUCGACGCAAACAGUAUUUGCACAGUAAUACAGAAAAUCGACGUCAGAGUGCAUGGAUGAAUAACACUCACGAAACGGGUAAUGAACUUGGAGAACAGCAUAAUGAAUACAAACCAAUAGUGAAAGUAUCCAGAGAACUAUCAAUAAUUCCAAAAAGAAAAAGUAGUUCAUUCACCAGUCGUUUUGUUAAACUGAUAGGUUGUCGAUCCAAAGAUAAAUUUCAACGACCAUCUGGUCCACGACGACCUUCACCACUUUGUCGGAGUGAAUAA
Trichobilharzia szidati is the source of this 1443-nucleotide messenger RNA. The record is from the annotation of a GenBank genome assembly. Lineage: Eukaryota; Metazoa; Platyhelminthes; Trematoda; Strigeidida; Schistosomatidae.